AAGACAGAUCCAUUUUGCUUUCCCAAGUCAAUACCGCAUCCAACUUUAGAAUUUGACCCAUCCCAGAUCAUAAAACGUUAAGAUAACUAGUCACUUUUUCGUGUUUCCAAAUUUUGCUCGAGAAAUUUUGCUAAUGGAAGACCCAGAGGAAAAUGUUCAUGUUGUUGCUCAGAGACAGGAGAAAAACCCAAGAAAAAUGGGGUUCUGGGGAUUGCUAACCAGUCCUAUAGAUUGGUUAAAAAUGCUUUGUGUAGAGUUGCAUUGGAGCUUUGUGUUGGGCGUGGUCAUUGUGUAUGGAAUCAGUCAGGGUCUGGGUGUGGGACUGAGUAGAGUUAGUACGCAGUAUUACAUGAAGGAUGAGCAGAAAAUGCAACCCUCCGAAGCUCAGGUGUAUUUUGGGAUGAUUCAAAUUCCUUGGGUUAUUAAGCCUCUCUGGGGUCUCUUCACUGAUACCGUUCCAAUUCUAGGGUAUCGGAGACGGCCGUAUUUUUUUUCCGCAGGUUUUAUUGGCAUCAGCUCCAUGCUUGUGCUAUCACUACACAAGAGAUUGCAUCUUGCAUUUGCGAUGUUUUCUCUAAUAGCAGGCAGUGCUGGAAUAGCUAUAGCAGAUGUUACCAUUGAUGCUUGUGUGACGCAGAAUAGUAUAAGUCAUCCCUCCCUUGCUGGUGACAUGCAAAGCUUGUGUGGACUGAGCUCUUCCAUUGGAGCUCUGAUAGGAUUUUCACUCAGUGGCUUUUUUGUUCACCUAGUUGGGCCUAAGGGUGCUUUUGGGUUGCUGAGCAUUCCGUCUGGACUGGUUGUUCUGGUUGGAAUGCUGCUGAGGGAAUCCCGUGUUCAUAACUCUGGGUACAGGAGGGUAAGUGAGAAGCUAGUGGAUGCUGGUAAGGCUAUGUGGACAACAUUGAAAUUUCGGGAGGUGUGGAGGCCAUGUUUAUACAUGUACUUAUCACUUGCCUUGGCCCUGAAUAUCCAUGAAGGAAUGUUUUAUUGGUAUACAGAAUCCAAGGGAGGCCCAUCUUUCUCACAGGAGGUUGUUGGAUCCAUAUCCGCUAUUGGUGCAGUUGGCUCACUCUUUGGGGUUCUUAUCUACCAAAACUUUUUAAGAAACAAACCUUUUCGUGGCAUACUUUUCUGGAUUCAACUGCUAUAUGGUGCAUCCGGAUUACUAGAUUUGGUGUUGGUUUUACGCAUAAACUUGAAAAUUGGUGUACCAGAUUACUUCUUUGCGGUAAUUGAUGCAGCCAUUUCUCAAAUGAUUGGGCGUAUUAAAUGGAUGCCUCUACUUGUACUUAGUUCCAAGCUUUGUCCUGCUGGUAUAGAAGGCACUUUCUUUGCUUUGCUUAUGUCAAUUGAUCAUGUCGGAUUGCUUUCGUCAUCUUCAGCAGGGGGCCUUUUACUCCACAUUUUGAAGGUUACAAGGACACAGUUUGACAACCUUUGGGUAACUAUAUUGAUUCGGAGCUUGUUGCGAAUAGUUCCAAUUGGGUUCCUGUUUUUAAUACCCAAAAGUGAUCCCAACUUGUCUAUUCUUUCAACUGAGAUGAUGAGGACCAAAAAAGGUACCAGUGUCUUUGAACCUGAGACCGUUGAAAUGGUCUCCCUUAUCAAUAGCACUUGACCAGAAUUAGGGAUGUAAUAAAAUGCAGCUUGAAAGAAAACAAGCAUGUUAUAGGACAUUAUGCUAACUGCAUUGGAAAUACUGCUGAUUACCCACAACCUGGAAAAGGUUUGCCAAGCAAUGUGAUCGGAGAUUCCUGCUGACAGUUCCUUGAAAAUACUGACUCAUUUCUCUAGAAAAAGUUGUUGAAGAGGGUGCCAUUCUUCUGAUUUGGAAAUCGUAUGGACUGAUUUAUUUUCAUCAUACUGUCAGACCUAGAUGGCAGAGAUGUAAUUCGAUCAGGAUUCCACACUGCUCCAGACCUUGUAGGAUGCCUCAGGGAUUGGGGUUGGGUGUCUUUUGAAGUCAAUUUUUUUUUUUUUUGGGUAAAAGCUUCCAAAGGCACCAUUAUUGGAAAGUGCUACGCAUCAAUGCAUAUGGUAAUUUUGGUGGACUGUGAUGCAGAGCUCAGAUCAUAAAGCCAAUCCCAGUGACAAUUCAGCUCUAGCUUUGGAAUCAGCUUAAAUCAGAUCCUGUUUCUCUAAUCAUUUGCAUCAUUGGAAACAACAGUAGCUCCAAAUUCAAGAAAUUACUCCAAUGGGCGAGGACGUUCAUGUUUAUUUUCUGUGAGUUUUCGAAAUUCUUAGAGAACAUCUUGUUCUACAAAAUCGUUGAUCUAAUGUAGCACCACAUUGACGUAACCUCUUUUGAACUUCUUGAAGACAAAAAGCUUCUUUCAGUUUA
Messenger RNA from Juglans microcarpa x Juglans regia, 2341 nucleotides. Its product is annotated as probable folate-biopterin transporter 3. The coding region runs from base 134 to 1618 and encodes 494 amino acids. Gene Ontology annotation, cellular component: membrane. The transcript has 5 exons. The record is from RefSeq and is a predicted model, not a curated record. NCBI's taxonomy places the organism in Eukaryota, Viridiplantae, Streptophyta, Magnoliopsida, Fagales, Juglandaceae.